Molecule: messenger RNA, 3870 nt
Organism: Ostreobium quekettii
Lineage: Eukaryota; Viridiplantae; Chlorophyta; Ulvophyceae; Bryopsidales; Ostreobiaceae
Source: the annotation of a GenBank genome assembly
AUGAGUGCGAUUCCGUCCAAAGAAAUCACCACUGCCCAUGUCGCCGGCGUGCGAUUUGGACUGUACACAGAUGACGAGAUAAGGAAGCUUAGUGUGAAGGAGCUAACAUGCCCCAUCGUUUGGGACAAUCUGAGGAACCCAGUGUCUGGUGGUGUCUAUGACCUUGCUCUUGGACCUCUGGAGUCCCUUGGAGCGUGUGCAACAUGUGGCUUGUCGUACCAUGGCUGUCCAGGGCACUUUGGACACAUCAACCUGCCCGUCCCUGUGUACAACCCCAUUUUGUUUGGGUUUCUGUAUCGAAUACUCAAAUGUGUUUGUCUUCAUUGCUUUCAAUUCAAAAUGCCAGCGGUCGAGGUGUCCAAAUUUGCCAAGCGAUUGCGAUUGCUACAUCAGGGCAGUUUGAUGGAAGCCUUGGCAGUUGAUGUGCAGAAAUCUGUCAAGGAAUUCAGCAAAAGUCCAAACUUCAAAGGUGGUGGGGACAGUGUGGAGAAAUUGGCGAAUGGUGGAAUCGGGGAUCAGCCACAACGACUAGAGUCACUAAGCUCCCACGUUAUCGAUGCCAUACAGACAACCCUUGGCGAAUUCGUAAGCCGGAUGACCACAAAGGCCCACUGCGAGAAUUGUGGAGCACAGAACCCCAUCGCCAGAAAAGAGCCGGGCCUCAGAGUAUUCCUGAACUCCCUGACAAACGCCCAGAUCAUGAAGAACCACAGGAAUGGCACCGUGCUGGUAAGCAUCGUCGGUUCAGGCCUUAUAGCACAGGGCAAGAAUGGCAUGCCCCAGUACCUCACACCCCUGGAGGUGCGAGAGAUUCUGAGGAAACUGUGGAUCAAGGAGGCCACGAUCCUGGAGUUCAUAUGCAAAGCCACUCGCGGGAUGGUGGCCUCUGAGGGCCAGGGACCCUGUGGAUACAGGUCACUUUUCCUUCAGGUGGUGCCAGUGCCACCAAACAAGUUCCGGCCAGCGAGUUACGAGAACGGGGUACCCUUUGAGCACGCACACAACGUAUUCUACACAAGGAUCAUCAGCUGCUGCCACGAUUUGAUGGCCUUGGGGGAGGCGAAGGAUGAGAGCAACAUUGAGGACGUGGAGGUGUUCCGAAUGACAGGACUGAGGCAGGGCAUGUCUCUGUGGGCACGGCUGCAGGAAGCCGUCAACAACCUGAUGGACAGCACCACAGCUCCUGCCAAGGGCUUGGGAGACAGGGCCACGCCAGGGAUCAGACAGGUGCUGGAAAAGAAGGAGGGGCUGUUCCGGAAGCACAUGAUGGGGAAGCGUGUCAACUUCGCGGCCCGGUCCACCAUCUCACCGGACCCCUGCCUUGGUGUUGGAGAGAUUGGCAUCCCGCCGUACUUUGCUAAGAAGCUGUCGUUUCCAGAGAGGGUGACACCGUGGAAUGUGGAGGAGCUGAGGCGAUUGGUGGUCCGGGGUGCCUCGGAGCCUGGGGGAGCUGUGGCAGUCGAGGACGAGAAGGGGCGGUUGAUUUCGCUGCAGAAGAUGCCGAGAUGGCGACGAGAGGCCAUCGCGAAGUCAUUGCUUCUUGUGGAGAGCACCGAUUCGUCCACCAUCAGGAGCAGCAUGGGAAGCGACAGAGGCAGGGGCCAGGGCUUGAGGCGAACACAGUCCAAGAUCGUGUACAGACAAGUGAAGGAUGGGGACCUGAUGCUGACCAACCGCCAGCCCACUCUGCACAAGCCAGGUCUCAUGGCCCACAGGGUUCGUGUGCUGCAUGGCGAGAGGACGAUUCGGUUCCAUUAUGCAAAUUGCAAAACGUUCAAUGCUGAUUUCGACGGGGACGAGAUCAACCUCCACUUGCCACAGGAUCAUCUCUGCCGCGCAGAAGGCUAUGGCAUCGUGCACGCUGACCACCAGUACAUCGUGCCAACAGAUGGCAAGCCCCUCCGGGGGCUCAUCCAGGACAGCAUCGACGCUGGGGUGCUCCUAACGAAGAGGGACACCUUCCUGCGGCGGCACGAGUACAUGCAGCUGGUGUAUGUGGGCCUGGCCGCAAAUAAGCGGUGCACAGACGUGUGUGUCCAAAAGGAGGAGCAGGACAACUUUGGCAUGGGAGGGCAGCUGGAUGAACCGAAUGGCGCAGAUGAGGGCGACCUGGAAUUUGAGCCGCCCACUAUAUGGAAGCCGGCAGCGCUGUGGUCCGGAAAGCAAGCCAUCUCCACAGUGCUCACAAAUCUUGUCAAGGGGUUGCCACCCAUCACGACUUCAGGGAAGGGAACGGUGCCUGCAGAGUACUGGGGAGACAAGGACGAGGGCGGCUUCGUCUUCCACAAGGGCUACUACGUGUUUGGCGUCAUGGACAAGGCGCAGUACGGGACCUUUGGCCUCAUCCACGCGUGCCAGGAGCUGUAUGGCAACCAGCUCGCCGGAAGGCUGCUGUCUGCCCUGGGGCGCCUGUUCGUGUUCUUCCUACAGGAGCGAGGCUUCACGUGCGGACUGGCCGACACCCAACUGCUGGCAAAAGCUGAGUCCGAGCGCCAGGAGCUGUUGAACGGGGCGGAGUGGAAGGCGCUGGCGGCCUCUGCCAACGUCAUCGGCGCCGAAGUUCCUGAGGAACGGCCCAAGUCCCGAAAGAGACAGGGCGCCAUGGUGGCGAGUGUGGCCAAGGCCCUGGCGUCGAAAUAUAGGGAGAACGCCGACACGGGGAAGGUCCAUGAUUCCAAUGUCACGGGCCCAAUGCACCAAGUGUCGUCUGCGGUCGUGAAGCAGUGCCUGCCGCACGGCAUCGUCAAGCCCUUCCUGCACAACAGCCUGACCACCAUGACCAUCGCGGGCGCCAAGGGCUCCUUCGUCAACUUCUCCCAGAUCGCGUGCCUGCUGGGGCAGCAGGAGCUGGAGGGCCGCCGCGUGCCACGCAUGACAUCGGGCAAGACGCUGCCGUGCUUCGCGGCGUUCGACCCGGGUGCAAGAUCCGGCGGCUUUGUUGGCGAUCGCUUUCUCACUGGCCUCCGCCCUCAGGAAUACUACUUUCACUGCAUGGCGGGCCGCGAAGGGCUUGUGGACACGAGCGUGAAGACAGCCAACAGCGGCUACCUGCAAAGAUGCAUGAUCAAGAGCAUGGAGUCCCUUCGGGUGCAGUACGAGUACAGCGUGCGCGACGACAGCGACGGCUCCAUCGUUCAGUUCCAGUACGGCGAGGACGCCCUGGACGUCACCUCCAUUCCUUACCUCAAAAACUUUGCGUUCAUGGCCAACAACUGCGAGAGGAUCAAGCAGCAGCUGAGGGUAGACGAGGCCAAGGCGGCUGGGCAGGCGUUCGGGCUAUCAGACGUGGAAAGGGAAAUUCGGCGGACAGCGAAGAAUCGACGCCAGCGGUUGAGAGGGGCCGGAUGUCGCGAUGGGGCAGCCGCAGGAGCGGAGCAGCUGCCUUUGAUGAGCAUCCACCCUCCGUCGAUCAUGGGUGUCACGUCGGAAGCCUUCGACAAGGGCGUGUCGGACUUUCUUGAGGACGACCCCUGCGGCGCAUGGAAGGAAGACGGCAAAUGCGCCGUGACCAAGAAAGAAUUCGAGCAGCUUAUGCAGUUGAAAUACAUGCAGUCGUUGAUACCGCCUGGGGAGGCCAUCGGCGUGAUUGCCGCACAGAGCAUUGGGGAGCCCAGCACACAGAUGACGCUGAACACCUUUCAUAUGGCUGGGCGUGGCGAGGCCAACGUGACACUCGGCAUCCCCCGCCUCAGGGAAGUCCUCAUGACCGCGUCCAAGGCCGUCAAGACGCCCGUCAUGACGAUGCCCUUGAAGGCGGGCGCGCGUGCGAAUGACGGCAGGGUUCUGGCCAAUCGGCUGCGGAGGAUAAAGAUGGCGGAGUGCCUGAAGUCGCUCAAGUUGCAGACGGGCGUGGAGACCCCAGCGUUCUGA